AUGGCGAUGAAGAACAAAAUGACAGAUUUUGAAAACAAUCUGUACAAAAUCCUCAAGAGUGGGAAGCUGGAGGUGAAACUCUCAUACUGUAGAUUCACAUGUCCUUAUUGCCCCAAGAAGAAGGUUGGUCUCUACAUUGACAUCCUCCAACACGCUUCUGGAGUUGGCAAUAGCAGCUCCAAGAAAAGAAGUGUCACAGAGAAAGCUAGCCACCGUGCUCUCGCCAGAUACCUUGUCAAAGAUCUUGCAAACUACGCCACAACUUCAAUAUCCAAGCGCUUCUUAAGAGCCUCUACAGGAUCAUCAUCCACGCCUGCUAAGAAUCCGCUAGUUGAUAAUGAUGAUGAUCAGUUCGAGAAACUUGUGUGGCCUUGGAAAGGCAUUGUGGUGAAUAUUCCCACAACGGUGACACAAGAUGGUUUGUGUGUUACUGGGGAGAGUGGACCACAGCUUAAGGAUGAACUGAUUCGGAGAGGGUUUAACCCGGUUAGAGUUCGUACCGUGUGGGACUGUCUCGGUCAUUCAGGAGCCGGAAUAGUUGAGUUUAACAGAGACUGGAAUGGGCUUCAUGAUGCUUUGGUGUUCAAGAAGGCUUAUCAAGAAGAUGGUCAUGGGAAAAAGGAUUGGCUGUGUGGUGCUGCUGACUCGAGCCUUUACGCAUGGCUUGCUAAUACUGAUGAUUACUAUAGGGCUAACUAUGUAGGAGAGUACUUGCGGAAGAUGGGUGACCUCAAAAGUAUUUCUAAGUUUGCUGAAGAAGAGGCCAGGAAAGACCAAAAGCUUCUGCAGCGACUGAGAUUUAUCUCUGUGAACAGACAAAAUCAUUUGAAGGUGCUAGAGGAAAGGUUUUCAAAGACUUCUGUCAAACUUAAGGUUGAGACUGAAGAGAAAGAAAAGAUUCUCCAUGCUUACAAUGAAGAUCUCACGGGAAGACAACAAAGAUCUAGUGAUCACUUCAAUAGGAUCUAUGCUGAUCAUGAGAAGCAAAAGCUGCAGCUGGAGUCUCAGAUGAAGGAACUUAAAAUUAGAGAAUCGGUCUUGGCAAAACGUGAGGCAGAGACUGAAACACAGAGGAAGAUAGUUGCAAAUGAGCUUGAACAGAAUGCUGCUAAAUAUAGUUCCGUUCAACUAGCUGCCGUGGAACAGCAAAAGACCAGAGAGAAAGUGAAAAAAUUGGCUCUAGAUCACAAGAUGCAAAAGGAAAAGCUUCAUGAGAGAAUUGCUACACUAGAAAGAGAGCUUGAUCAGAAACAAAAGCUUGAGCUGGAGGUCGAGCAACUGAAAGGACAGCUGAGUGUGAUGAGGCACAUGGAAUCGGACGAUAGUAUUGAAAUUGUGAACAAGGUGGAGACGUUCCUCAGAGACCUUAGUGAGAAGGAAGGAGAGCUUGCACACGUAAAUAAAUAUAAUCAAGAUCUUGUGGUACGGGAGCGGAAGAGCAAUGAUGAGCUUCAAGAAACUCGAAGAGCAUUGAUAAGCAAUUUGAGAGACACAAGAUCGCAUAUUGGCAUUAGGAGAAUGGGGGAGCUUGACACCAAACCGUUCCUGGAAGCAAUGAGAAGAAAGUAUUGUCAAGAAGACCUAGAGGAUUGGGCAGUUGAAGUUAUCCAGCUCUGGGAGGAAUAUCUUAAGGACCCAGAUUGGCAUCCUUUCAAACGGAUAAAGCUUGAGACUACUGAAACAUUAGUGGAAGUAAUAGAUGAGGAAGACGAGAAGUUAAGAACGUUGAAGAAUGAACUUGGGCAUGAUGCAUACCAGGCAGUGGCAAAUGCAUUGCUGGAGAUAAACGAGUAUAAUCCGAGUGGAAGGUACAUCUCCUCAGAGCUGUGGAACUUUAAAGAAGAAAAGAAGGCUACGCUGGAGGAGGGUGUUACUUGUUUACUGGAGCAAUGGAAUCAGGCAAAGCGUCAUAACUCAUAA
Messenger RNA from Microthlaspi erraticum, 1920 nucleotides. NCBI's taxonomy places the organism in Eukaryota, Viridiplantae, Streptophyta, Magnoliopsida, Brassicales, Brassicaceae. The record is from the annotation of a GenBank genome assembly.